AUGUCAGGGCGCCGCCAAAGCCUCACCGAGCGUAUCCACAGCCUCGUCGGAAGUCGACGCAGCUCACAACCAGGCAGUCCACCGGAAGACCAAGAUUACACCUUAUACAUCGGCAGACGACGAGAACCAACACUCACAGGUGAAGGCGACUUCGCAAUAAUCCUACACGGCCAAAAGAGCAAAAGCUGCGAGUGGACGUACAAGGGCAUAAACGGCCAGGGGGAGUGGGAGACCGUGCGGAACUCACAGCCGGGUUUUCUACUCUGCGAUAAACUGACGAAGAAGACGAAAGUAGGGGUUAUCAAGGCCGGCGAUCGGAUAAAGCUCGAUGCAGCGAUCCGGGAUGCUGAGAAACGGGGGGCGAUGGACAAGAAUCUUGGGGAGGGUGGGGAGUUGGGUCCGGGCAAGGGAUUUGCUGUUCGUGUUCUUCUCUACUGUUGUCGUCGUAGGAUACUGGCCUGGGAUGAUGUGCAGAGUACGCUUCGUGCCUUUGGGGUGAAGGAUGAUGGGCAGCUUUAUAUGCUCCCGCCUGGGCGGUAUCUUUCACCUAGUGAGAAGGCGGAUUAUUAUGAGGAUAUGUGGAAUUAG
This is a messenger RNA of Aspergillus puulaauensis, 588 nucleotides long. RefSeq lists its product as uncharacterized. NCBI's taxonomy places the organism in Eukaryota, Fungi, Ascomycota, Eurotiomycetes, Eurotiales, Aspergillaceae. Bases 1 to 588 code for a protein of 195 amino acids. The transcript has a single exon. The record is from RefSeq and is a predicted model, not a curated record.